AUGUCUGAGGCGCAGGUUCCUGUUUGGCUGGAUUGUGAUCCAGGCCAUGAUGACGCUUUUGCAAUUCUUCUUGCAGCUUAUCACCCUCAGAUCAGACUGCUCGGCGUCUCGACAGUCUUUGGAAAUGCAUCUCUUGAGAAUACCACACACAAUGCGGCCUCUAUUCUCACCGCUAUUGGAAUGCAUGAUAUUCCUUUGUAUAUCGGCUUAGGAAAAGCCCUUGAGCGCCCUGCCCUCCAUGCACCAACAGACAUCCAUGGCGUUUCUGGACUGGACGGCACCGAUCUUUUGCCCACACCGCUCGUCACACCUUCUACCAUGCCAGCCGUCGAGGCGAUGGCCACGGCUCUACGUGCUCAGCAGCCUGGCACAGCGUGGAUUGUUGCGACAGGUGCGCUGACCAAUGUUGGAGCUCUGUUCCGUGCGUACCCAGAACUCAUCAGCCAUGUCAAGGGUGUCAGUCUCAUGGGUGGCUCUAUUGGCGACAACUUCUCAGAUGCGCCGCUAGGUGAAGUCGACGGCCGACCUAGAAUCGGGAACUACACGCCUUGGGCCGAGUUCAACAUUCUUGUUGACCCUGAGGCUGCUGCAACAGUCUUCCAUAACAAGGAGACUGCUGCCAAGACCACGAUUGUGCCGCUUGAUCUCAGCCAUCAGGUGCUGGCUACGCCCGAGGUGAGAGAUAUGCUUCUGUAUGGACCCGAUGCCGAGAAAACAGGCCCUGGAAAGACAACUCUCCGAACCAUGCUUGUUGAGCUCCUUUACUUCUUUGCCCAAACAUACGCUGAUACGUUCGGCAUCACCGCUGGCCCUCCCCUCCAUGACCCUAUCGCCGUUGCCGCCGUACUGAUCGGCACGGAAAGUGAAAUCCCCUUCUUUGAGUGGGACGCCAAGCACAGCCAGCACCCUCAGCACAAUGAGCGCUUCGAAGUAACUGUUAUUACUGAGGGCACUUUUGAGGAGGCCAAAGAGGGUAAGCAAACAGGCCGCACAAUCGCCAAGUUGCUCCCACCUGGCGAACAAGGUGUUAGAAUCCCACGCGGAGUCGAUACUGCCAAGUUCUGGCAGGUCAUUGAAGAGUGCAUCGAGCGAGCAGAUGCAAAGAAUGCUGCGCUCGCGCUUGCACAGUGA
Fusarium venenatum is the source of this 1131-nucleotide messenger RNA. Its product is annotated as Inosine/uridine-preferring nucleoside hydrolase domain-containing protein. Gene Ontology annotation, cellular component: cytosol. The record is from RefSeq and is a predicted model, not a curated record. Gene Ontology annotation, molecular function: purine nucleosidase activity. Lineage: Eukaryota; Fungi; Ascomycota; Sordariomycetes; Hypocreales; Nectriaceae. Gene Ontology annotation, biological process: purine nucleoside catabolic process.